This is a messenger RNA of Lottia gigantea (owl limpet), 947 nucleotides long. RefSeq lists its product as hypothetical. NCBI's taxonomy places the organism in Eukaryota, Metazoa, Mollusca, Gastropoda, Lottiidae. The record is from RefSeq and is a predicted model, not a curated record. The coding region runs from base 1 to 909 and encodes 302 amino acids. The transcript is spliced from 6 exons.
AUGAAUAUGUCAGCCAUGUUACUCCCACCAGCCCCACCCCCUCCCCCACCAAAACUACAACAAACUACAGAAUAUAUUAUAGAGGAUCUGAUAGAAGCUGGGUUAGAUAAUUUUCAUCUUGAAACACCUAUCGAACUAGGACAAGAAGGCUACAAAUUCUUUAAAGAAUUCUUAGACAGACGAGGUAGAGGAAGAGAAGAAAAUUGUUAUUUAUCUUUUGGUCAAACAGUUAAACCUAUUAUACAGAAAGGUCCACAGUGUGGUAUGGUAGCUUUAGCAAUGGCUGCCCAAUUAAUGAACAAGCCUGAAGUCAGUGCUGAGAAAAUAUUUAUUACAGCAAAAAUGAAGAAUUUUACCAAACAAGGAGAAAUUUUCUCUGCUGAAUAUAUAUCCAGAUUGGCACAUCAAGUGUUAAACUGUCAUUCCGAGGUAGUGGAAAUGGUCAAUGGAAAGAAAGGUAUAUUACAACAAUUAUUGAGAGGUUCAGUCUUAUUGGUUCCAUAUGAUGCUGAUAGAAAUCAUGGUCCAUGUAAAAAGAAAGGACAUAAAGCACAUUGGGCCUUAAUUUCAGGCUUCUUCUUGAUGAUGGAUAUGACACAUUUAAAAACCUUAAAAUCAAAUUUUACUGCUGACACAACACAUCGAAAUCUCUAUCACUGUACAGAUAUAGACAAUAUUAAAGUUUGUGAGGAGGAGCUUAUUAAAGCUACAAGAAGUAUAUUAGUUUAUGGACAUCAAGGAAAAAGUAAAUAUACAGGAUAUUGGUUUCUAAAUGACUUAUUAGACAGUAAUGCCAACCUUCGAGAGAUAGGUCCUGAGCGUAAUGACAGUGAAUAUGUGAUUCCAACUGGUGGAAUUACUGCUGGAUUGUGUGGAAAAGUUGUUGGACUAAUUAAAAAAGCUAACUGAAAUUUUUUUUGCAAAUGAAUUUCCACCGAUUUAUUGAU